Molecule: messenger RNA, 2012 nt
Organism: Marmota monax (woodchuck)
Lineage: Eukaryota; Metazoa; Chordata; Mammalia; Rodentia; Sciuridae
Gene: Lnp1
Product: leukemia NUP98 fusion partner 1
Exons: 4
Coding region: 1167-1649 (160 amino acids)
Source: RefSeq, a predicted model, not a curated record
GGGGGUAGGAAAGACAAAAUGGUGGAAUGAGAUGGACAUCAUUACCCUAACUAUGUGUAUGAAGACACUAAUGGUAUGACUCUACUUUGUGUAAAACCAGAGAUGUGAAAAAGUGUGCUCUAUAUGUGUGAUAUGAAUUGUAAUACAUUCUGCUAUCCUAUAUAACAAAUUAGAAUAAAAAAUGUCUCCCUUGGGGUUGGGGUUAUGGAGUGGUAGAGCGCUUGCCUCUCAUGUGAGGCACUGGGUUCAAUUCUCAGCACCAUAUAUAAAUAAAUGAAGAAAAUAAAGAUCCAUCAACAACUAAGAAAGAGUAUUAAAAGAAAAAAGUCUGCCUCAUUCCCUUCCCCCAGCCACACAAUUCCCCUCUUAAAAGGGAAUGAAUGUUAAGAGUUUCUUGAAUCAUUUUUUUAUCAACUAAUAUCCCUCUAAAGGAUUGAUUCAAUUUUUAGAAUAGGCAUUUUUGCAAAUGAAUUCAUACUUGUUGCUUUUAUACUUUUAGAAAAGAUUUUAAUUCCACUCCUUGCUUAUUCCUCUCUUUUUUUUCCAUUUCCUAAUUUCAUGUAGUGUAGAGCUGAAUUCACAAUUACAGGCUUUUUUACCUUACUGACUGAAUGCAUAAUUUUCUAAGCUGCGAAAUGGUGAAAACACACUCCUUUCAGCUUAUGGUAAGGAUUUAAUUAGAUAAUAUUUAGUCCUUUUGAUUUGUUCCAAACCAGUAUUCAAUGCUUAGCUCUCUGUUUUUCUAAAUAUUAAAGAAUAAAAGUCAAAAACAAACCCAUGAUUCUAAAAGAAAUGGAAAUUUUGUAUAUGUGAACAUUUUCUUGAUAGAUGAACAGAACUCAAAAGAAACUGUUUUCUCUCUCUUUGAUCUGUAUCUUUGGAGGCAAUUGAAUGAGGUAGAAAACUAUAAUGGAUUGGCAUUUGGAAGCCUUGAGUUCUUAUUUUAGAUGUCAAUAUCACUGAACUGUGUCACUGUUAAGAAACUUUGCUUUCUUUGUAAUGUGAAUGGUGACUUAGAUGAUCAAUUUAUAAGUCUCCUUAUUGUUUUUAAAAUGUAUGAUUCUAGGUUGGUGCAUUGGCACACAUCUGUAAUCCCAGUGGCUCCAGAGGCCGAGGCAGAAGGAUUGUGAGUUCAAAGCCAGUCUCAGCAAAGACGAGAGACUCUUAUGCUGAUAGACCUAAAAUCAAUUAUGGUGAAGAUUUCUGGAGAAGCUAAGUUACGAUGUUCUGUGAAGAAGGGGGUGCCACUACAGUGUCCAGACCUUCUGUUUCCUAUGCUUCCCAGAAUGACAUCAUGUGACCACCAACCUCGAAGGCAUUCUCAUGAGGAUCAGGAAUUCCGAAACUGUGCUCACAUGCGAUAUUACAGGAAAUGCUCAGUGGAUGGGUCACUCAAGGAGUCACUGGAAUCAAAAGGAAGCUCUCAUUCCAAAAUUCAGGAGUUUUCAGAGUCCUUUGAACAGCAACUGCGCUUUAAAACCAAACACUCUGUCUCUCUGGGACCUGAGAGCAGAAAGGAAAGAAAUGAGAGAGAAUGUCUGAGGAUGGAGAUAAGAUCCCGCAAGAAGGUGGAAGAAGGAAGGAGCUCAGCCAAGGAAGAACCCCGAGAGGUAUCCAUGGCCUCUCUGGUUGAAAAAGGGCCGGAAUAGUUCUUUAUUUUUAUGUUGUGAUGACGGGCGCCACUGGUUGUUUUGGGCCCAGUUCACCAUUCCAGGAGGGCAGGAUGGCAGCUGCAAAAGGGCAUCCCAGAUGCUGAGUGACAGAGGUGGGCGGUUGGAAUGGGGCUCCUCAAGACGACUUGCGUCACCCUCCAACUGCUUCUGGCAUCUUGCUGGAGUGUAAUCUGCUUUCUUGCCUUUUCAUGGGAAUAAAAGAAUAAAAGGUAUUUUAAUAGAGUAAAGUAAUUUCGGAAAAUGCAAACGAAGAUUUUUAAAUAGCUACCCACACAUCUUUACCAACUCUUCUUCCAUGACAACCUCGCAAUUCAUCUUAAAUAAAAGUCAUUGGUGUGA